UGCUGGGUGAACCAAGGGAAAAAAAGCCCCGCCAUACAUCGACGAUAAGAGGCGAGGAGGUUGUAAGGGACUUGCUGGAAGGGCACGUACAAAAUUGUCGGGUAGCAUUUAGGAUGGAGGCCCACAUCUUCAGGGCUUUGGCUAGUUUCCUUCGACGCGAGAGAUUGGUGCGUGAUACCAGACUUAGCGUCGAAGAGAAACUUGCAGCCUUUCUGUGGAUGCUGUCCCAUAAUUCCUCAUACCAGGAUCUCCAAGUACAGUUCAAGCAUAGUAAUGACACUUUCCAUAACGUCGUGAAUAACUUUUUCAACAUCGUUCCUGCACUAUCCAAGCACUUUCCGAAGCCUCCCAAUCCAGCUCAAGUACAUCCAAAGAUCCGGAACAACCCAAGAUUCUUUCCUUAUUUUCAGAAUUGUCUUGGAGCUAUUGAUGGGACUCAUGUUCCCAUGAACAUUAAUGGUGACAUAGCCACACCAUUUAGAAAUAGGAAGGGAACACUUAGCCAGAACGUGAUGGUGGUGUGUGACUUUGACCUGAACUUCACAUUCAUUUCUUGUGGUUGGGAGGGCUCUGCGACUGAUGCUAGGGUUCUUAGGUCAGCAAUUCGCAAAGGGUUUAGAGUACCUGAGGGCAAGUUCUAUCUUGUGGAUGGUGGGUACGCAAAUACUAAAUUCUUUCUUGCUCCGUAUCGUGGUGUUCGAUACCAUUUGAAGGAGUUUGGCCGUGGUCACCGAGCACCCCAAAACUACCAAGAACUGUUCAAUCAUCGCCAUGCCGUGAUACGGAAUCAUAUUGAACGGGAUUUGGGAAUCUUAAAGAAGCGCUUCCCCAUUCUCAAGGUUGGAACACAUCACACAAUACAAAACCAAGUCAAGCUACCGGCUGCUGCUGCAGUGUUGCAUAACAUCAUCCGUAUGCACAAGGGGGAUGAGAGUUGGUUAGAUAACCAAAGAGAACUCAUACCUGCAGCAAACUAUGUUGACCUACCUGAUGGUGACCCCCCACAAAAUCAUCAAGUCAACCAUGAAGGCGACCACCUUAGAGAUACCAUUGCGCAACAAAUGUGGGCAGAUUACCGACGUUAAGUAGUGAUGUAAUAAAGUAGUGACAUCUGAACUUAUUUGAUGUAAUAGGGUA
Molecule: messenger RNA, 1137 nt
Organism: Lolium perenne
Lineage: Eukaryota; Viridiplantae; Streptophyta; Magnoliopsida; Poales; Poaceae
Source: RefSeq, a predicted model, not a curated record